AUGUCUACAUGGGGAAGCUCCAAAAACAACGAUCCGGGAAGGGAAAGCAAGAGGUCUUCGCGCAAUGUCACACCUGUCAACACACCUCCGAGGUGGCAGACACCACCGCCAGAGACGCCGUCUCCCCCUCCAGAGGUGGCGCCGGUUGGUACUACAUCCCCCAGAGGAGAGGAGAUCGGGUCGCGACCAGCGUCGAUGCUCUUCUCUCGAAAUCCGCCGUUGAUGGCCCACGAGGAGGAUACGCCCCCGGAGCUUUCGCCGAUUUUCUCCUUUCUCAAUAUUCAUACCAGUAAGGUAUAUCAGGAAGGGUACUUUCUAAAGCUGAACGAUCAAGAUUCACAUGGACGGCCUUGUGUUGACCGACAAUGGGUGGAAUGUUAUGCCCAGCUUGUUGGAACUGUGUUGUCCCUCUGGGUAGCAGCGGCGCUGGAUGCAGCUGGGGGAGAAGAAGUCCCUGCGACAUACAUCAACCUCGCUGAUGCCUCGAUCAAAAUGAUCGAGACGUUACCGAUCAGGAAUGGAGCUGUGCAGCCGUUGAAGAACGUCCUUAGUCUCUCGUCGGCAGGAAAGAAUCGAUACCUGCUCCACUUCAGCUCAUUCCACUCAAUGCUUCAAUGGACGGCAGCAAUUCGCCUUGCGAUGUUCGAGCACACGUCACUCUAUGAGGCUUAUACCGGCUCUCUAAUCGCCGCCAAAGGCAAAGCCUUGAACGGCAUUCAGUCUAUUCUAGCUCCCAACAAAUUCAAGCACGAGGAUUGGGCACGCGUUCGAUUCGGUGCCGGGACGCCCUGGAGGCGAUGCUGGUUUGUGAUUACCCCACCGGACGAAAAGGAUCUCCAGAAGGCGAAGAGAUUGAUGAAAAAGUCCGCAUACGACCGCCUGACAAUGCCAGUUACGGGGAGCAUCAAGUUCUAUAGCACGCGGAAAAUCAAGAAAGCACAGCCAAUUGCUACGGUCACCAAUGUCUACUCGGCGUAUGCGAUCUAUCCACAAUCAAAGGCUCUCAUCGAUCAGUCAUCUCUGGUGAAGCUCGAAGGCCGAAUCACACUACAUGGCGGCAGUGAAGUGUCGACAGAGGGCCUUGUCUUCGUCAUGCCAGAGCGUCACGCUGCUGUCUCCGGAUUUGAGACGAUGCUUCGGUUCUUGUUUCCGACGUUCGACACGUUUAACCUCUACGGACGCCCAACUCGCUUAGUUGCCGACGUAAAUCAUCUGAAGAGCAUAAUGUUCGCGUUUCCAAAGCAGCGACGCUACGGGUACUUGGAUAUUCUCGACAUCACCAAUCUCCUUCAGAUCCCUGGAAGUUUGGAAUGGACUGAAGCAGAGUGGAGGAAAAGGCUAAAGGAAGCCACACAAAAGCGCAUGAGCGCUGGUCGAAGCCGAACAAACAGCGUCAACAGCAGCAAACCUCGUUACCGAGCCAGUAUAUCCAGUCGUCUGGGUGACAGCUCAGUGAAGGAGCCCCGCCAGCAUUCUGCCCUUCCGGAAGCCAACCCUGAGUUCAACUCGUCCUCAGAUGCGAUCAUUCACGAGGUACCCAAAGCCGACCCUGGUAUCUAUCAUGCUAGGGGAAUGUCAGAUACGACAGGUUUGCAAACGAUGCAGGCACUUGGCCUUGAUUCGCGGGUUGACCACUCAUUCCAUGCAUCCGCCCAGGACAAUGUACAACCUGACCGUGCGCAGGCGUUGGCCGAUCCGAUUGUAAAUCAAACUGGGCAAGAGGAUGGUCACCACCCCGGUACGAUGGAGCAAAAAUCUCAACUCGAACAGCAGCUUCCCCCUCGCACGCCACCUUCUCCAGUGAUAAAGCCUCCCACUUUCGCUCACGGCCCACAAGAAAUGCCUGCCAAUCGGCCACAAACAAGCAAUGAGCAGAGAUUGGCUAAUAACAGGAUGUCCCACACAACUUUGAUGCAGAUUCACCAGAUUGGCAAGUCCGGGUCCGACUUGACCGGCGCUGCAAACAACUCCCAGGACAUCGAACAAUUUUCACCCCCCAUUGUGGACAGCACAGAUCACCGGUCCGGCCAUUUUGGUCCUUACCGGACGUACAAACCAGACCGCGUGGUCGCAAAUCAAUCCAGUGAUGAGGAUAUGAGCCUUGCUUUUCCUCCUCAUUCAAUCCCUACUGCAAAUACCGGAUUGCCGACCCCUAGUACAGACGACAAUCCUUCGCCUCAACUCAAGACACCAACUGAUCUGGGCAUGAAGCCUGUCAAGCGGAAACCCCUUCCUCAGAGGCAACUAUUCAAAGACCAGUCGUCGCCUAUAUCGCCAGCAAGCGAAGGGCCCACUUACGACGACCUUCGGCAUACACUUGACGAGGACGCCUUAAACCGCAUCGCUCCGCAAUUAUCUUCGCCAACUUCCAUGCCACGGAACGAGGAAGACAGUCUUUAUGACGCUGCCUCGACUGUCUCCCCUGACUAUGCGAGCACCCACGAGUCGGUCUACAGCGAGAAGUCCAUCAAAAGAAUGGGCGUUAAGAAAAUUGCUGGAGAGCCUGCCAGUCAGGACUUAGUCAUAGGAGACGCUCAUUAUACUACCAGUAAACCAGCGGAGCCCAAUCCUGACAUUCCCGACUUUGACUUUGGUCCGACACUGGCCUACAUGCCCACGACUGGGCGUCCUACAACCGGCGACGCGAUAAAAAGGCCCUCGCAUAAUAGGCAACAGUCGGACCUGAAGCAUGUCGCUCAUGGUAAUACACUAGAGCAAGGCCACGUGCGAUCUCUUAGCCAGGAAGAGCGCCGCCGGAGCGUCCCUUGGCAACCUGGCAUGGCCAGUAUUCGCCUAACCACACCAGGAGGAGGCCUCACGCCGGAGCAGUUCGUGCAGCAGCGUGCUGCGCCUAGCCCACCAUUGCAUAUGCACCAGCGUACUUCGUCACGCAAUGGUCCGACCCAAGUUCGACCGAUCUCUGGAGACUGGACGAAUCAGGCUCGACCUCACUCGCGCAUGACAUCCUAUCCAGAUGCCAAUCCCCGCCCUUCAUCGCGCGGGGCCAAUUCGAUGAUCACCAGCUUCAAUGAUGUCUCUGGUCACCUCUCCGCUCGCGAGCAAGAGCAUGUUGCUCGCAUGACUGGGUCUUCUUUCUUCAAUAUCUCGGGCAACUCCAAGAAGGCUCAGCCUCAAGUCAAUCCUAUGGGUCUUGUAUCAACGAUCGACACUCGUGAGCGUGAGAAGCGCGAAAUCAAAGAAGGAAUGUCGAAUCAAAUGGUACAGCACGCAAUCACUCAGCGACAGCUACACCAGCAAUACCAUCAGCAGCAGCAGCAUCUUUCGUAUCAACCCCAGCCUUUGGCCUCUCAUUAUGCUGGCUCCGUAUAUCCUACCCAAACUGUGGAUGGGAUGUAUAAUCUACCCGGCGCCAGUCAGACCUGGGAUGCAUUACAUCAGAUGGGCCGCCCGGAUGAACCUCGUCGGAAGUCGUGGUAUGGCCAGCUUGCGCAAGCUUUGCCUGUGCCCUCAAACUACCAGUCGAAUCAGUAUUUCCCACAACAGAGUGGGUAUCCUGCGAACUAUAACUUCUCGCACUGA
Molecule: messenger RNA, 3540 nt
Organism: Penicillium diatomitis
Lineage: Eukaryota; Fungi; Ascomycota; Eurotiomycetes; Eurotiales; Aspergillaceae
Exons: 3
Coding region: 1-3540 (1179 amino acids)
Source: RefSeq, a predicted model, not a curated record